Messenger RNA from Mytilinidion resinicola, 5145 nucleotides. RefSeq lists its product as uncharacterized. The record is from RefSeq and is a predicted model, not a curated record. Gene Ontology annotation, cellular component: nucleus. Lineage: Eukaryota; Fungi; Ascomycota; Dothideomycetes; Mytilinidiales; Mytilinidiaceae. The transcript has 4 exons. The coding region runs from base 1 to 5145 and encodes 1714 amino acids. Gene Ontology annotation, molecular function: transcription factor binding. Gene Ontology annotation, biological process: positive regulation of transcription by RNA polymerase II.
AUGAAGCCGCCAACUCCCAGCAUCACACCCGGCAACGACGAGUUCGGCUUCGAGCCAUGCGCAGCGACGGCCUCGUUUCUGCUGUAUGCCCAGCGGAAUGUCAUCCUUUGCCUGCACCACGACACGCUCGCCAUUGAGCGCCGUUUUACUCGCCAUCGAGAGGACGUGACGUGGAUUUCGGUGGACAAUGUGAGCGAGAGAGGUGCUGGACGGCUCGUUGUGAGCUAUGAUGCCGGCAGCACGGCGAUUGUGUGGGAUCUAUUUACCGGAGAGGAGGUUGCGCGGUUCGCCUCCUACGAGCAGAUCCGGGUGGCUGCGUGGAUGCGGAACGGCAAUGUUGCGUUUGGCAAUGCCCAAGGAAACGUAAUUCUGUUUGAGCCGUCGACUUCCGAGCAUAUUUCAUCAAGGACUAUUUUCGACCCAAUCACUGCCCUGGCGCCCGCGGCGGACUGUAGAACGUUUGCAAUUGGUUACUUGAACGGAUCUAUUCUUAUCACGACCCUUCAACCGACAUUUACAAUUCUCCACACUCUCACAACCCCAAGAGCGCCAUCGCCGCUUGUAGGAUUGGCCUGGCAUGGAUCGUCUUCCAAGCAGAAGUCGGAGAUGUUGGCGACGCAGACUUCGGAUGGAGACCUGCGGGUGUGGAGCGUGCCCAAGGCGCCCCAUGGGGAUGCGCCCUGUGUAAUAAGGAUCUUGAACAAAUCCGAAAGCUACAGGGAACCCGGGCCAUGCUGGUUCGGUUGGUCGAAGAACGGACGCAUCGUGCAAUAUUCUGAGGGCCAAACUUGUUCGUGGGAUGUUCGCACGAAGAGGGUAUCGUAUGAGCCAGUGCCUACUAUCGAUGGAAUUGUUGCCAUUGCCAAUUAUGGGCCAACUGCAACGCUGUUCACCUUGGGCCGAAACCACACGGUUCAGCAGUACGACAUCAACCCGAAUGGCACCGCCGUGAUGGUCGCCGAUAAACAACAUCCUCCUGCGAAUACUCCUCCGUCUCCACCAGUGUCCUUGGAGGAGCGAAGAAGAAAGGGUGUGAACGAGACUCCAGUGACAGCGCAUCCUGCAGGUAAACUAAUGGUUCCAAUGCUUCCCGUGUAUAUCGAGUCGGAGUCUAGCGAAGGGGAGGGCGUGGCAAUGUCUCCUCUGCAGAAAAUAGCGCAAGAGAUGGAUCAGCUAGAGGAAGAAAGGCGGGAUCGAGUUGGUCCACUAAGUCCAGUAUCCAGCAGAGGUUCGCAAAGCUCAAGAUCUUCCGGCGGGUCUCGAGGCGGCGGGCCUAAAUACCGCUACGACAAGCCUUCGACAGCUUCGACGAGGUCCUCUAAAGCAUCCAUGAGCUCCGCGGGUACAGGAACGAUUUUCUCCUCGGGUUCCUCCUCUGUUCCCAUGUCAUCUGGGGAUAGCAUCUCCAUUCGAUCUUACUCUACCACAUCCUCAAAACCUUCAUACAAAUCCUCGAGCCUACGAAAUCAAAUCAUGCAUAGCCCCGACGAUGUUAAGAAGCCCAAAUUUUUCGACCUGUUCCCGUACACAAAAGCUCGACUCAGCGACGUGAGUUUCAAGACACCGCAGUAUGGCCAGCAACGUACUCCAGACGAUCUGCGACAGCAGAUGCUCAGUGUUGUAUUUGGGUGGGACGACGAUAUCGAGACUCUAAUUCGCGACGAGCUUGCUCGGCACGCCCCUGGCACGCCUGCUUCCGUGCUACUCUCAAAAUGGCUUGGAGACCUUGGAGCCGAUAUGAUGGCUUCUAUGGUCGGAUCGCAAUCUAUGACUUCCUCAGACUGGAUGCUUUUAGCUCUUAGCUCUAUGGGCCAAGAUUCUCAGAAGAAGGUCGGCGAGACUUUUGUUCAACGACUGCUUGAGAAGGGCGACAUCCACCCGGCGGUCGCCAUUCUUCUAGGUCUGGGUGAACCGAACGAGGCGAUUGAAGUCUACGUGUCUCGCAAAUACUUCAUGGAAGCCAUUCUGCUUACCUGUCUGCUUCUACCAAAUGACUGGCAGCGACAGUCGUUCCUGGUGCGCAAGUGGGGUGAGGUGGCUGUCUCGCAUGGCAAACCAGAGCUUGCAGUACGCUGCUUCUCCUGCACCAGCCUCGAGUCUUCGGAGCCUUGGUUCUCCCCACGCGCCCAAGACGCGGUUUUUUCGGCACAGAAACAGGUUCUUCUAGGAUCGCAGCUUAGCCCGCCACUCUCUCCUCCCGGUGGUCAAGUUCCUAGCCGCAUCACGGCGAAGUUGUCGGCACUCAAAUUGGUCACCAAUUUCGGCGAGAAGCCCUCUCCUCAGAUGCUCUCAACCACUGAUGAGCAGACGCCUAUGAACGUUGGAGUUACACCCAUUGCCGAAUCUGCCCUUAGUCCAGCUGGUGCCACAAACCAAUGGCUGCGACCCAGUACUCGGGGUCUGCGAGAACCAUCUUCGGCCAGGACUGCUACUCCAGGAGCAUACCGACGCAAACGCCUUCCGUCCAAAUCCGACGCUGACCGUUCUGAACGACAGGAGCGUGGACCAACCUCGAAUCUUGCAGCGCUGGUCAUCCCUGAUCGCAUGCCUGAGCGGAGCGCACGUGUGGACACUGCUAUUCCCCAAACCGCAGUAGACACAACUGGCAGGGAGGGUCAGACGAUCCCUUUCUCCCAUCGCCGUGCUUCGUCCUCUAGUGCACCUCAGGAUUUCACCCUUAGUGCAACCACCUACGAUCCCAGGAAUAGUAGCAGCAGCAACGCAAAGCAAGCAAGCGUCCCAGCUCCCUCCGAUGGCGUCUUCGCUACUCUUAGGCAGCAGUCUCGUUCGAGAAAUGGUUCAAGGGCUAGGAAACCGGACGGCCUUCAUUUAGAAGUGCAUGAGACCAUUGAUAGCGUCUCACAUUCCGCUCUCAGUGGUACUGAGCUCAGCCCACCUUUGACUGGAGCGAGCGUAAAAAGCGCAAAGGCUCGAAGCAUCGACCAAUACAUCAGCAGUCUGGAGGAAGCCAAUUUCUAUGCUCGUCAACAUGCUGGUGGGAGCCGCAAUGAGAACCGCACUCCGAAACCACCUCCAGAGGUUAUACGCCCCGAAAGCCGCAACGCGCGAGCUCGUAGUCGGCCUCGCGAUCUUUCUGAAAGUCGUGGCCGAUCUGGUGUUCGAUACAUCCGACCCGCGAAACGCUCUCCAUCUUCUCCCGUGCCAAUGUCUCCCGAAGACGCUGGAAUUUAUCCUCGUUCCAAGAAGGAAGCCAGUACAAACACUGAAAAUUUUGAUGACGAGCGCUACUACAGGGUCUCUUCUCCCAUUGAGUCUAUAGCUGAGUCUGUAGCGAGCAGCAGGCCAAGACAUCGCAGCCGUAGCAGGGCGGCUACUAAGGCUCGGUCAUCUUCGAAGGCUCCUCGACGCGUAGAAUCCCCAGACCGUGUGAAAGCCGGCAGUAGGGCCACAAGCAGAGCCACAAGCCGUCGUCCCGCAGAAGAUCGAGGCCGGAGCAACACUCGAGGUGAUGCACCUAUUGCCCGAUCGCCGUCUUCUCCACUUCCCAUGAACUCACAAGCCUUGUUCUACCGAGACGACGAUGAUGGCCGUGAUGACGAGCCAGUACGACCACGACAACGAAGCACAAGUCGCCGACCUCAAGAACGAGGCACCAGUGCCCGUCGUGAUGCUUCCCCCGACCGCCGAAUGGCCGCAAGCCGAAGAGGUACUCCUGCUCCGUCACUGAGAGGGCAAAGCCGGUCACGUCAAAACCUGCGGGAACCAUCUCCUGACAGAAGCGAGAGACCUGAAAGCUACCACUCAAACAACUCUAGUGUAAGGUCGGGCAACACGGGCAGGGAACAAUUAGCGCCUCAGCCUUCUCAUCUCCGAAUGAUGUCCCGGAAGGAGCUUGCUGCCCGGGAGUUGGAGGAAAGACGCUUGUCGUUGGCUCGUCGUCCUUCGGCACCAAUUAUCCCUCACCCUGGUGACCUAGCUCAUCGCCCAAUUUUCUCAGAGCGUUCUCAGACCGAUCUGGGUAACAGUCCCUCGUAUCUCUCGAGCCAGGCCGACCCCAUCAUGCGCAGCCAGACCGCUGACCCUGAGGUGCAAAAGCGCUACUCCCCUAAGCAGAUGGCUUUGCCGCCGUAUGCCAUUGGCCUACCAGCUACUCCAAGGGCUAUGCGCCACCCUAAGUAUAUGCACGGCGACCCAAAUAACGGCGAGGUUAUUCCUGCCGUGCCAACUAUUCCAGACAACCUGGGUAUGUUGCAGUCGUCUGAGGAAUUGCAGGCCGACGAUUCUCUUGGUCCUUUGCUUCCCGCUACCGUAUAUGGCCAAAAAAUCUCCCAGCCACCAAGGUCUGCGUCGGCACCUCCAGAGAAAUUCCAGGGAAACUUCCAGAAGACUGCUCCUGUCCAACAGCAACCGCCUCCCGUACGUCGUGGCUCUCUCAAUAACCGCGGUCACUCUCGAAUGAACACACCGCCAGAGGUUGGUGUCAACUACAAACGAGUAAGCCCGCCGCCGUUCAGAGCCAGCAUUGAUGAAACGCUGCACGAGAACCAGAUCGUCAUCAUCGAACAGGACCCUAACGCUCCGCCAAUGCUUGCUGAGCUUCAGCAUCUCGCUGGCCCUCCACCGCCUCCACCACCACCACUUGCAUUCGGCCACAGUCCUAAGAGCAGCCUUGGGGUCAUUAACAUCGCCAUCGACGAGAAGCCUACUGGCACGAGUCAGACGACUUCGCCACUACUUGAAACGUCUCCUCCCGUGACUACUUCUCCUCUCACCCACCGUCGUGGACGUGGAAGCGUGAGCGAGAACAUCGGAGCCAAGUUCCGGUCAGUCACAGAGCGGAUGCGCAGCACCAGCCGUAACAGAGUCAGAUCACCGCAGUCUGAUCAAGCCCACAAUCCGUCUCCCUACGAGAGCAUCCCGCCGCCAAUCCCGUUCCCUCGCAAUGCGCGUUCGCCCACUGAGCACACCGUGUCACAGUACGGCGCUAUCCCUCCACCCCCACCGCCGCCAGCCCCAGGAAGUGGCGGUCAAAUGAUGGAGCAGGUCAUCCCACCGGACGACGCGAGCAUGUCGAGGCGCGAGACGCAGUCACAGUUUUACCGGAACCCAAAAGAGAUCAGAGCCAACAUGCCUCCGGAGCAGCUGCAACAAGGCGUGUACCAGCCCGAGGCGGGCAUGAUCUGA